AUGUCGUCAGGCGACUUUAGCGUGGCGCGGGCGCGAGAGGUGGCGCGGCUCGCGCCGAUCGCCGACGCCCACGCGCGAGUGCAGGAGGGCGCGGCCGAGGUGCGUGGGCUGAGGGAGCUAGCCGACGACGCUUCGUCAGAGGCGGAGCUUCGCGAGCUCGCCAGAGCCGAGCUGGAGGAGGCGGAGGCGGCGCUGGGCGUGCAGCAGGAGUCGCUGGUGGCGCUGCUGGUCCCGGUCGACGACGAGGAGGAGGCGGCGGCGGGGCGGGGCGCGCUGGUGGAGCUGCACCCCGGCGUGGGCGGCAACGAGGCGGCUACCUCAGCGGAGGAGCUCCUCCGCAUGUACGAGCGCUACUGCAAGCGCAAGGGCUGGCGCUUCUCGCUGCUGUCCCACUCUGCGUUUGAGUACGGAGGCUGCCGCGAGGCGUCGGCGUCGGUGACGGGCGAGGGAGUGUUCUCCGCGCUGCGGUCGGAGAGCGGGACGCACCGCGUGCAGCGGAUCCCCGAGACGGAGUCGCAGGGGCGCGUCCACACCUCGACGGCGGUGGUUGCGGUCAUGCCGGAGUACGAGGCGGCCGAGGUGCCGGAACUGACCGAGGCGCGCAGGCGGAGAGUGAUGCGCGCGGGCGGCGCGGGCGGGCAGCACGUCAACACGACCGAGUCCGCCGUGCGGCUCACGCACACACCGACCGGCAUCAAGGCCUUCUCGCAAAACGAGCGCUCGCAGCACUCGAACCGCGCGACGGCGAUGAAGAUGCUCGCCGCGAGAGUCAAGGCGCACGAGGAGGAGAAGCGGCGCGCCGAGCAGCAGGCGGCGCGCGGCGCGCCGGCUAGCGGCGGCCGGUCGGAGCGAGUCCGCACCUACAACUUUGCAGACGACCGCGUCACCGACCAUCGGAUCAACUGCUCCAAGUUUGGGCUCGCGGGCAUGUUUGCGGGCGAGCUCAUCGACGAGUUUGGCGCCGAGCUGGCGGCGGCGCGCGCAGAGGAGCGGCUGCAGUCGCUGCUAGCCGAGCUCGAGCAACCUGGGUAG
This is a messenger RNA of Emiliania huxleyi CCMP1516, 1032 nucleotides long. RefSeq names its product mitochondrial translational release factor. Bases 1 to 1032 code for a protein of 343 amino acids. Gene Ontology annotation, biological process: translational termination. The transcript has 3 exons. Gene Ontology annotation, molecular function: translation release factor activity. The record is from RefSeq and is a predicted model, not a curated record. NCBI's taxonomy places the organism in Eukaryota, Haptophyta, Isochrysidales, Noelaerhabdaceae.